This is a messenger RNA of Daldinia caldariorum, 1824 nucleotides long. Its product is annotated as putative monooxygenase. Bases 216 to 1625 code for a protein of 469 amino acids. Gene Ontology annotation, molecular function: FAD binding; monooxygenase activity. The transcript has a single exon. Gene Ontology annotation, biological process: secondary metabolite biosynthetic process. Lineage: Eukaryota; Fungi; Ascomycota; Sordariomycetes; Xylariales; Hypoxylaceae. The record is from RefSeq and is a predicted model, not a curated record.
CAGACGUGCCUGUGCCGCUCCGCCACUUUAGUUCUCAUGCCAUUUGAGGACCGGCAGCUUAUACGGUUAAGUUAGGCCCAUUCAGCUGGUUAGUUAUACCCGAGGUCAACUCAACGACGGAUCAAUGAUAAACUCCUACUCGGCCAAUCUCGAUGUUUGAGAACGGCAGAAAGAUGGUAGAACAGACUUCACGAUAGCAAGAACAGAACAGCAAAAUGACCGAAACACAGAAACCUACACAAACAGGCAUCAAGGUGAUCGUGGUGGGAACGGGCUUCGCAGGACUUACAGCCGCGAUAGAAUGCCACCGAAAGGGACACGAUGUAUUGGUGCUUGAAAAGUUCCCAGAGCUGAAGCUCCUGGGCGACAUCAUCUCCUUUGGUCCCAACUCGUCGCGACUAUUCCGUCGAUGGCCAGGUGUCGCCGAGCAACUAGAGCCGCUCAGCAUGCGGGCUGAUGCAAUCACUCUAAAAUCUUGGAAAGGGGAAACGCUCUAUACACAAUACUGGGAGGGUGAGGAUGCAGAAUUUGGUAUCCGCUACGACGGCCACCGCGGCGAGUUCCACGAGGUUGUCUAUAAUCAUGCUAAGGAGAUCGGCGUGAACAUCCGACUCAACGCUCGCGUUGAAGACUAUUUCGAAGACGACAAAGAGGCAGGCGUAGUUCUUGAAAAUGGCGAACGAAUUACCGCCGAUGUCGUGAUCGCGGCCGAAGGUGUCCGUAGUAAGGGCCGUAAAAUUGUGCUCGGAUUUGAGGAUAAGCCCAAGCCAUCCGGCUACGCCGUCUAUCGCAGUUGGUUCAGCGCGGAUGAAAUUGCCAAAGAUCCCGACACGAAAUUCUUCACCGAGGGUGGCGAUAAGCAUGUCGCAUGGCUUGGCCCCGACGUGCACUUCAUCGCAGCCUGCAUGAAGAAAGGGAAGGAUUUCUCGUGGGUAUGUACGCACAAGGACGAGGCGGAUAUCGAGGAGAGCUGGCAACUCGAGGCACCACUGGAAGACGCGCGCAAAGUGCUCGAGGGCUGGGAUCCGAUCGUACAAAAGAUUUUGGAUAAGACGCCGUCUCCUCUAAUCGAUUGGAAGCUGGUCUACCGUGAUCCUUUACCGACGUGGAUCUCGAAAGGUAGGCGGAUUGCGUUAAUUGGUGACUCGGCCCAUCCGUUCUUGCCAACAUCCAUUCAGGGGGCAUCGCAGGCGAUGGAGGACGGCGUCACGAUUGCUGUGUGCCUGCGGGAAUGCGGCGGUCCUGGAAAGGUCCAGGAAGCAGUCGCGGCGUUCGAAGCGAUUCGGUACGAACGCGUCAAGUCCGCCCAGAAGACGGGGGAGCAGACGCGUGACAUCUGGCACAAGGCGGACUUUGAGGCCGCCAAGAAGAACCCCGAGAGCAUGAGGCUACGCCGCGAGGCUUGGAUACUGGGCUUCGACGCCGAGAAGUACGCCGAGGAUAACUACCAGCGCACGGUCGAGGUCCUCAGGCGCACGGGUCUACAAGACACGAGCGAAGCGAGAAAGUUACAUUUACCCGAAGGGAUAUACGGCUACCUAGAGUAUGGAACUAGAGAUGGAACUAGCAAAGGGACUGAUAUUUCUGCUGCCGCUCAUGCGGUCGACGGUACGGUUAUAUCAUAAAAUGGUAGGUUAAGUGGGUAUAUACAGAUAGAUAGACAAAUAGAAGAGAGGUUGAAGAUGAGUCGACGGCUUUUGUGCGACUUUUUAAAGUUUCGCGCUUCUCCUUUCCAAUGCAAUGCCCCCCUAUUUCCCCCUUUUCUUUUCUUCUUUUUUUCUUCGAACUGAUUAGGAUAGUUGAAACCGGAACGCCUCUGAUAUC